This is a messenger RNA of Mangifera indica (mango), 493 nucleotides long. Its product is annotated as probable protein kinase UbiB. The transcript has 3 exons. The coding region runs from base 137 to 493 and encodes 118 amino acids. NCBI's taxonomy places the organism in Eukaryota, Viridiplantae, Streptophyta, Magnoliopsida, Sapindales, Anacardiaceae. Gene Ontology annotation, cellular component: Golgi apparatus; endoplasmic reticulum. The record is from RefSeq and is a predicted model, not a curated record.
CUCAGUUUUUUCUUAAUGCAAUGAAGCCGGUUGUUAAUGACAUAUAUAAUAGAGGUUAGGUGAUGAGCACUGAACAAACCAAGUCGAUAGAAGUCCUCUUGUUGUAAAACGACGUCACAUAACAUCAGACCUUCAGAUGGCAUGGGGAAACAUUUACAGAAGACGCAUGAAAGUACUCAAGAUGGCCUUGAAGAUUUUCCUGGACUACAAGGGUGUCCAGGUGAAAGAGAAAUGGACCAAAAAGUCUGAAAGAGGUGAAUUAUGGGAGAAGGCACAUAAGCGAAAUGCUCGGAGGGUUGUGAAUUUGAUGGUAGAGUUGAGCGGCUUAUGGGUGAAAAUUGGACAGUACUUAUCAGCACGUGCUGAUGUGCUUCCAGCGGAGUACAUUUCUCAACUCAAAAUGCUUCAGGACUCGCUUCCUCCUCGCCCUUUACUUGAGGUGAUUCUUCUUCUACCUGCCAACUCUGUGUAUUACAAUAUUAUGGAAAUCUAA